AUGGAAGAAGUUCAUGCGGAGCUUCUACCUGAAGACAAAGUGAAACUGGUAGGUGACCUCAAGUCGAGGGAAGGCUACACGGCCAUGGUCGGCGACGGGAUGAAUGAUGCACCAGCUUUAGCUCUGGCAAACGUAGGGAUCUCGAUGGGAAUAUCAGGUUCAGCAGUUGCCAUGGAGACCAGCCACAUCACCCUCAUGUCGAACGACAUUGGCAAGAUUGUCAAGGCCAUCAGAUUGGCAAGGAAGAUGCGUUGCAAAAUCAUCACAAACAUAACCUUCUCCCUGGUCACUAAGAUUGCUAUUCUGACACUUGCAUUUGCCGGGCACUCGCUGCUCUGGGCUGCUGUCCUUGCCGAUGUUGGUACUUGCCUACUGGUGAUCUCGAACAGCAUGAUGCUAUUGAAAACAAAAACUUCUUCGAGCAAAAAGUGUUGUGCCUCGUCCCAUAAAACAUGCUCCGGCAAGCCAAAAAAUGCAUGUGGAUCAUCAAGCGUUUGUGGCCAAUCUGGUUGCCAUGAUCAUGGGACGGCUAAGGAUGAAAUAAUACUAGACCACCAUCACCGUGCAGAAUCACCAUGUCAUUCCCACUGUGACCAUGCACAAGGUGUUGACGAGGAAAGUGUGCACAACCAUUGCAUGGACAGAGAUCAUCAGGUGGCAGAAUCACAUUGCCAUUCUCCUUGUGGCCAGGCAAUGGGUAUAAAGGCAAGCAGUACUUCAACACAAGAACACUUUGUAUCAAUAGAUUUAUGGCAAGCCAAUGUCGGCUCACAGAACCAGGAAAAGUAA
Zingiber officinale is the source of this 789-nucleotide messenger RNA. RefSeq names its product cadmium/zinc-transporting ATPase HMA2-like. Gene Ontology annotation, molecular function: ATP hydrolysis activity; ATP binding; cadmium ion transmembrane transporter activity. The transcript has a single exon. Gene Ontology annotation, cellular component: membrane. Lineage: Eukaryota; Viridiplantae; Streptophyta; Magnoliopsida; Zingiberales; Zingiberaceae. The coding region runs from base 1 to 789 and encodes 262 amino acids. The record is from RefSeq and is a predicted model, not a curated record.